This is a messenger RNA of Pyrus x bretschneideri (Chinese white pear), 1514 nucleotides long. Its product is annotated as 2-oxoglutarate and iron-dependent oxygenase domain-containing protein CP2. Lineage: Eukaryota; Viridiplantae; Streptophyta; Magnoliopsida; Rosales; Rosaceae. Bases 78 to 1214 code for a protein of 378 amino acids. The transcript is spliced from 9 exons. Gene Ontology annotation, molecular function: oxidoreductase activity, acting on paired donors, with incorporation or reduction of molecular oxygen; iron ion binding; L-ascorbic acid binding. The record is from RefSeq and is a predicted model, not a curated record.
CCCCUCACCCCCAAUGCUCCUCCUCCUCCGCCUUCCAACGUCCGGCUGAUUCCGCAGCUCCGCCAUCCACUCCCCAAAUGUCGCUCGAACCCCGCACGCCGGCGGCCGCGAACGGCGUCGUGUUGGAGGAACCGAAGCGUCCGGCGUUCGCGUCCCCGUCACCCAGGCUGAGGCUGAACCCGAACAAUGACCACAAUCCGGAUGACUACGACGACAUGCAAUUGGAUUUCAGCCCCGAGAUUUUCACCUCGCUCGAGCGGUACUUGCCGGCGAGCAUGCUCGGGAAGCCCCGAUACGAUAAGUUCAAGUUCAUGAGGGAGAUUCUGCUCAAGUACUUUCCUCCCGGGGAGCGCAACAGAAUUCAGAAACAUAGAGAGUACAGGCAGAAGAUUAUAUCAAAUUAUCAGCCUUUACAUAGAGGGUUAUACAGUAUGCAACCUGCAGCCACCUUUGUUACGGCAUUUCUGAAGGCAGUUAGUGAGAAUACUCAGGAAAGCUUCAGAAGGAUAAUGUCUGAACCCUCACCAGGGAUCUUUGCAUUUGAGAUGUUUCAGCCACGGUUCUGUGAACUUCUGUUGUCUGAGGUGGAGAAUUUUGAAAAUUGGGUCAAUGAAGCCAAAUUUAAAAUCAUGCGCCCAAAUACAAUGAACAAAUAUGGUGCCGUUCUUGAUGAUUUUGGCCUUGAAACCAUGCUUGACAAGCUUUUGGAGUCUUUUAUUCGUCCUAUAUCUAAAGUGUUCUUUCCUGAAGUUGGUGGAGCAACUUUGGAUUCUCAUCAUGGUUUUGUUGUUGAAUAUGGGGAUAAUAGGGAUGUUGACUUGGGUUUUCAUGUGGAUGACUCUGAAGUGACCUUGAAUGUGUGCUUGGGCAAGCAAUUUACUGGAGGAGAAUUGUAUUUUCGGGGCACACGAUGUGAUAAACAUGUAAAUAGUGGAAGCCAGUCAGAGGAGAUCUUUGAUUAUGCCCAUGUUCCAGGAUAUGCGGUGCUUCAUCGUGGCCGUCACCGGCACGGUGCUAGAGCUACAACAUCUGGUCAUCGCAUCAAUUUAAUUCUAUGGUGCAGAAGUUCCGUCUUCAGAGAGAUGAAGAAAUAUCGGAAAGAUUUCUCCAGCUGGUGUGGAGAAUGCUUGCAUGAGAAGAAAGAAAGGCAACGCAAGUCAAUCGCAGCUACCAAACAGGAAUUGCUCAGGAGGGACGGUGAAUCCGCACUCUGAUCUUGCUUCGCUACUUGCACACACACCCUUCUGUUGUAAAAUCCAUGUAGUUUCUGUGUACUCGGUCCAAAGACCAAAGACUGGUCGUCGACUCUCGAUGAAACUGGAGGAGGAAAGUUGUGCUUUUGUGAAUCAUUUUGAUUUGGGACGCGCCUGCGUAUGUACAUCAAUUGUGUCUGAGAAGUUCGGAACUUCAUGAAUUAUGCAUGUAACUUUUGUAAAAAGAUCUAUCUAUGGACAUCUUGAUGUUUUUAUCUGUCUUAAUUGUGAAGGUUAUGAAGAUUUAUUUGCCAGCACUAA